Messenger RNA from Saitoella complicata NRRL Y-17804, 1572 nucleotides. RefSeq lists its product as uncharacterized. Gene Ontology annotation, cellular component: TORC1 complex. The record is from RefSeq and is a predicted model, not a curated record. Gene Ontology annotation, biological process: TOR signaling. The coding region runs from base 125 to 1468 and encodes 447 amino acids. The transcript has a single exon. Lineage: Eukaryota; Fungi; Ascomycota; Saitoellomycetes; Saitoellales; Saitoellaceae.
AUGUCCAACAGAUACGAGUCUGCCGAUACUCCACCAACAAAUCCAGCAGCUACCAUUCCCUCGAUCCUCGUCGACAACGGUCAUUUCAUGCUGACGAGAUUGUCGACAGCUAAAACAAACCACAAUGUCUCUCCACCCAUCGAACUCCGUAACAUCAACAACCUCAACCUCCACCCGCCCCUCCCACAACCGUCACAAAUCCUCAACCGCCGCAAUCUCCCGCCUCACCUCCGAAGCUGACCCCGAAGCUCCCCCAACCGGCAAACGACCACAGAAGAGUCGAUCGUUUAUUGCGCAUACCUCGCGACAUCAUGGAGCGCGUGUACCGUCCUAUGGAAAAGGCUUGAAUAAAUUGCACAAGAUGAGUGCACUUACUAAACCGCCAGCAACGGCAGUGGCGGGGGCAGGGGAUGGUGGACAGGCGCGGAGUCCGGGAAAGAAGAGUGCGUUGCGAAGGGCGCAGAGCGAGGUUAGGACUGGGGUUGCGAUGGCGGCCGCGCAUGACAGUCCACAGAAGAAACCGGUGAAAUCGAGUCGGCAGUCGAGUGUCAAGUUUUCUGCUGGGGCAGAGAGUUGGGACGAGCGGGAAUUUGUAGAACCGCCGCCUUCGACACAAACAGCAGGGCUUGUUAAAUGUGACUCCCUCGAGAUAACCGAGGUAUCGCCUGUCACGCCAACACAACAUAGCCAUGGACAGCGAGAUGGAAACGGGAACGGCGAGGUCAAGUCCCCACCGCACGCACUCAUGCGAAAAAUCAGCACAAAUUUCGGCCAAGCACAACCCAAACUCUCCACCGAAAUCGCGCUCUCGAAGGAUUUGAAUCAUGCUUCUCUCACCGACGUACACACCCACAAUAUCACUGCUCCGUCCUCCCAGGAAGGUGACUUGGAGUCACCCAUCACGUCGAGAUUCAUUGAUCCGGCUGCACCACGGGCGGGGGUGGCGGGGGGUAAGGCAGGAAAGCAGAGCUCGAGGGAGAGGAGUAGUAUCUCUGCCGCCAAACGGGCCAUGUCCGCUGCCUCCAUCCCAGCCCUCUCCUCCUCCAACAGCAACACCAUCUCCCGCACCCAACAAAAAGUCCUCCUCCAACGCGCAAUAACGUUCUCGAACCCCGAAACUGACGAGAAUGAGGGAGCAAGUGCGGGAACACGGGUGUUGACACCGAGCCAGCAUGCGAGGUUCGGGAAGGAGAUCGAGAGGGUGGGGAGGGAGUACGUGAACGCGUGUCGGUUUCGGGAUCCAGUGGUGGAAGCCCUCGGACGUGUCAUGAAGCAAAUUAUCAAGGAGGGAGCGGGUGUUACUGCUCCUGUCUCGCGGAACGGACCAGUGAGGAAUUUACGGUUGGAGGAGACGAGGAGGGGUACAGGUUUGUUGUCGAAGAGUGAUAGUAAUUUGGCGGGGAGGCGGGAGAGGGGUGGGACGAGUGCGGUGAGCGGGAUGGUGAAGCAGAUGUGGAGGGAGGACUGAGGGAGGUGGGAUGUGGGAGGUGGGAGGUGGGUUGUGGGUUACGGUAUCAGCAAUGUUCUCACGGUAAUGCACGGUGCCUGCCUGACUCGAUCGCGGAGCACGCC